Aplysia californica (California sea hare) is the source of this 3634-nucleotide messenger RNA. RefSeq lists its product as uncharacterized. Lineage: Eukaryota; Metazoa; Mollusca; Gastropoda; Aplysiida; Aplysiidae. Gene Ontology annotation, molecular function: actin filament binding; beta-catenin binding. The record is from RefSeq and is a predicted model, not a curated record. Gene Ontology annotation, biological process: cell migration; cell-cell adhesion. Gene Ontology annotation, cellular component: adherens junction; catenin complex.
UGCGGUCGAUGUUUUGGUGUUGACAAACAAGCUUGAACAGGGCAGGGGCGAUUUGAUAGAGAGGAAUAAUUCUGGAUUUAUGACAAGCUUCUGGCUUCAAAAGUCAGUCCUUUAUCUGCGCCAUGGAUGUGUCAUUAGGUCUAAUCUCAAAGCUUGUGAAAUGCAAGUCCGUUCAACGUGCAAUGGCACCAAUCGCAUCCCAGGUGUCGUUGUUGAUCAUUUUAACGGAACAAAAUGCGGCUGUGGAUGAUGAAGGUUUGCCUUCUCAAGUGGAGACUUCAAGUCAAGACAGUCGCAGUGUGUCGCUGUGUGCCUCCAACAUGGCUACGUCCAUUGAGCACUUCAUCGCUUUGGGGGAGAGAGAGACAAACACAUCUACAGAUGAAGUCUUCCAAGAGCAGAUGCGAUCAGCGUGUGAGACGCUGGAACUGGCCAAGACUGACCUCUUUGUGUGGUCGCAGCGGUACCAGUCUGACCCCACCGUGACCUCUGGCACACGGAGGUCACUGUGCCAGGCCGCCAAGGAUGUGUUACAGGCAGUGCUUAAGGUCCUUCUUGUGCUAGAUGACAGAGAAAUUCGCCAGAUGGUUGCCAUGGUAACUCAGACAGAGGUUGCCGUGGCCGCGGUGGGGAGGGUGAAGGAGUCGAACCAGCUGCUCCCGUCUUUCAAGCAACUUACGGAGUCCGUGUUGAAGCUGAAGCAGAAGCUGGACGGUAGAGUUCAGGACAUGUGCAGCCGGGCAAGCUGUACGCAGCUGUUGGUGGCUGUCGGCGUGCUGCGCAAGUCUGUUCCCAGCUUGAGCAUGGCUGUUCAAACAGCUCUCAAGUACAGGAGUAACGUUGGUGCGCAGACCAGCAAGGAGUCCGUGGUGCAGGAAAUGCUGAGCUGUCUGUGCAAGAUCCGUGUCCUGCUGCAGUCGGGGGCCCAGGAGGCGGUGGACGACCCCACCAACAGUUUUGUCGCCGUUGUCGACAAGGUGUUGGAUCACCUGGGCGAGGAGCAACGAUCCCCCCUUGACCAGGACAUCGAGUCUGUGGUUGUCUCCCUUGUCCGUCACAGCAUGGCCGUUGCUCACCACCACUGGGGCAGCUACCGCGAGCUCAUCGUCACUUCCUGUCACCGGAUUUUGCAGGGCAAGUUUCGUCUUUUGGAGCUGGACAGUGCUAUGAGGGACAACCCGCAGCACCACAAUAUCAGACUAGAGUAUGACAACACUUGUGAGACUAUUCUAGACGAAGUCUGUGACCUUGAGAAGCACGUGAACAUGACCUUGCUGCAGCUGAUCGUGGAAACCUUCAUGGAGGUGACCCAGCCUCUCGAUAACCUGGUCAAGGCCGCGCUAGGGUACAAGGUGAUGUGUUGAAGAGGCGGAACAAUACGGAUGCCUUACUGCAACAAGGACGACAACAACGAAAGCAGCAACAACAUCAGCAACAACAUCAGCAACAACAACAACGACGACGGCCGCACAAACCAUUGGUCAAGCCGGAUGAACCCACAAGCCCUACGACAACGACCGCUCCAGUCGUCUCCCUUCCCACCGGUGCGACCCCCGCGGUCACUUCUGACGGGCCCUCGGACUCAAAGAAGUUAGCGGACCGGAGUGUCGGCGGGGACAGCGAGCAGCGACCUUCACGCUCCAGCGGCGUGGGCAACGUCCAAUCGUGGCCGGCCGAAUUCGCUGACGACGGAAAGAAUGGACUGGGCGGGGCUGUGGAGGACUUUGACGCUGCGAGCUGACCCAGCUAGUGAAAGAGAUUGAUCGCCAGGCGCCCGAGGUCAUCCAAAAGGCCAAGUUUGUGGUGUCCGGCGACCUGACUGCUCUCACCGACCUCUUAACCGAUGCCGCAGCCUGGGCCAAGAAGCUGGAGCGGGCGCGGAUCAUCGUGGAUGUGGCGGCUGACCGCUGGCUCAUGCUGACGGGUGUCCUGUGCCAGGCCAUACACACGCACGACGGGAUUCAGCUCAAGGUCAUGCCACACGCACGCCCAGUGACCGCUGGCAGCUAGUGCAGGUGAGCCGAGACUGGGCGGUGGCCAUGACCUGUGUGGUGGCCGACCUUGACCUCAUCUCUGACACGAUGGAGGCCCUGGGACGAGAGACGUUUCAGCGGCUACGCGAUAAAGCUGCGAUGAAGGAGUCGCGCCUGGCCGAUACACUGCAAGCUGAGACAAACUCACUGUUGGAGCUGGUGGAUUGUGUGGUGUGUGGAGACGACGCCCUGCGGACUGGUAGCGAGAAGCUGGUCUCAGAGCUGAACGCAGCUUUGGAUGAUGUUACGGCGGUUGCUAGGCAACCAGUCAUGCUGACGGACGUGCCCCAGUACCCUCUCUUCUGCCGACUGAGGAUCGGGCUGGCUCGCAGUCGAUGGAUGGAGAAGGCGGUGGAGGUGCGGGACAUGGUUCGUGACAAGAGCCGAGAGUUCGGAGCCCCGUUGCGACAGUUGAUGGAAGCGAUGAGAGAGUUGACGCAAGACUCAGACGAGACGAGUCGGGACCGUGAACAGACGGAGAGGGACAGACUUUGCCGCCUCUUCCUGGCCACCAGCCGGCAGGUGAAGCAGAAGUCGUUGGCCGUGGUGCAGACGUGUAGCGACUUGCCGCGCCGCGCAGUCAUUCGGGCAACGCUAGACCAGCUGGACAAACUGACGACUGACAUCCUGGCCGCUAUGAAGGGCAGAGAAAGACGCCCAGUUCCUGGACUUCCGGCUGCACAAAUGGCUGGAGACGGACAGGGAAGGGGACGAGGACGAAGAGGUCACGCCCCGGGGGUCGAAGGUCGUUCAGGCGGCCCUGGAGGUCGCGCGGCUCUGCUCCAACAUGACGCUCUUCACAAAGGGAGGCGGCUGCUUUCAGAGGUCGGAGGAAGUGAUCGGUGCGGCGGUGGCCGUCACACAGCACGUGGGCUUGUUGUCCGACUUUGGCCGCACCCUGCAGCGGCUGACCCCUGACCCAAGGCUGGCCUCCAACGCUGAGAUCUGCGGCAGUCAGAUGGGGAACUUUUCCUCGCAGCUCAACAUUAUCGCCACCGCUCUACAGAACUCGGCCCAGUCCGUCGAGGGCGACCGUAUGCUGGCCAGGAACGCCUGCAAUCUCCUGCACUCGGUGCGCCAGCUGUUCCUGACAGCUGAAGCUGUGGCCAUCAAGGGUGUACAGGAGGCGACCAGCAUGGAUGAGAUGACGCAGGAAGUGACCUCACUCAUGUCUCGUUGCCGCGACAACCACCAGCGCUACCUGCGACAGGAAAGGGAGACGAGUCCCGUGGAUGAUCUCGGCCUCCGCAGGGUAGAGCUCCACAACCCGCCCUUGAUGGCAGCCAUGUUGGAUCUCCCAUGAUGCUUUGCUAGCGAUACAGGAUCCAAGUUUUGAUUAUAAUCUUUAUUUUUAGAUUUAUUUUUGGGCUGGUUUGUGCGGUGUAGUAGGUUUGUAGUGCGGAACCAGAUUUGGAAGAUUUCGGUUCAAGUGUCAGUUAUUGUGUAAAGCUGAACUCUUUCACUGCCACGAGCUGUGUGUCACGGCUCUCCACUUCCUGCCUCAAUGCCACACCUACUUUUGUAAUACGGUCCAUGCCGGCUUUAAGCACGGUCAUCGGUAGAAAGCUUAAGCGUGCUUAAAGCCGAAGCGUGCUUGAGUG